UACCAUGCCGGCAAGAGCACCGAGUCUCGCGCGCGGGUGCAGCGCGACUGGAGCUCGGGGGGUAUCAAUGUCGUCGUCGCAACAAUUGCCUUUGGCAUGGGCAUUGACCGGGCCGAUGUCAGGUGGGUGGUCCACUGGAACGCGCCGUCCUCCAUGGAGGGGUUUUACCAGGAGAGCGGCCGAGCGGGACGUGAUGGGCAGCCCAGCCUUUCCAUAAUGUACGCC
Molecule: messenger RNA, 225 nt
Organism: Volvox carteri f. nagariensis
Lineage: Eukaryota; Viridiplantae; Chlorophyta; Chlorophyceae; Chlamydomonadales; Volvocaceae
Exons: 2
Biological process (GO): double-strand break repair via homologous recombination
Cellular component (GO): cytoplasm; chromosome
Molecular function (GO): 3'-5' DNA helicase activity; four-way junction helicase activity
Source: RefSeq, a predicted model, not a curated record